AUGGCUUUGGCUUGCGCUGGCAAGUACAAGGUCACCCUUGGAAAAUCUUCUCUUGUGAAUGGUAAAAUAGGAACUCAAGAUUCCGGAUCAAAUUUACGGGGGACAGAUUAUUCGGAUUUUCUCUUUCCAGUGAAUGAUGGUUUGAAUGCUGCCCAAGUUAACGAAAACCAGAAAGGCGCAGAUCUGUCGUCCACCACCAACAAUGUUCCAGUUCCUCCAAAUCCAGAGCUCACAAAUGCUCGAACAAUGAGAGGACAGCCAAUAAAGAGGAAAACCACCGACUUUGUUUCUGCACCUCCCUCAGAAAGACAAUACUGCACCGGUGUGCAGGAAGGUCUGUUUACAAGCUCGGGCCAUGGACUUAAAGGUAGUGGCUCUCACACGAGUUCACAGUUUGAAAGGAACUCGAAUCCCUCGUUUCUCUAUCAGAAAUUGAAAGGGAAUGACGCGGCCGUUACAGUUUUAGCCGUUGGGAGACACAAGCCCUUGGGAGACAGGGUGCUUGUUGUAACCAAGACAGCAGAGCAGAAGACCACGGGUGGUAUUCAGUCGCCUUCUACCGCUCAGACUAAGCCACAAGGAAGUGAGAUCCUUUCUAUUGAGAAGGGUAAGACCGUCGGAAAGGCCCAAGUCGAUGUUAGUUUGAAGACUGGUGCUCAAAUCAUUUACUCCAAAUAUGCCGGAACUGAAGUGGACUUGAAUGGAGUAAGCCAUCUUUUAUUGAAUGACGAUGUCAUUGUUGGUAUUCUCGAGACCGAAGAUGUCAAGGAUUUUAAGCCUCUGAGCGAACGCGUGUUAAUUAACGUUGAGGAGGCCGAGAAGGAAACUGCUGGUGGGUUACUUCUAACAGAGGAUAGCAAGGAGAAGCCCUCCAUUGGAACGUUUGUCCAUCAUGAGUAG
Molecule: messenger RNA, 900 nt
Organism: Papaver somniferum (opium poppy)
Lineage: Eukaryota; Viridiplantae; Streptophyta; Magnoliopsida; Ranunculales; Papaveraceae
Product: 20 kDa chaperonin, chloroplastic-like
Exons: 7
Coding region: 1-900 (299 amino acids)
Cellular component (GO): chloroplast; mitochondrial matrix
Molecular function (GO): ATP binding; protein-folding chaperone binding; protein folding chaperone
Source: RefSeq, a predicted model, not a curated record